UGAGAGUCGCCUAGAGCUUUCCAUCGCGAGUGAAUGAGAGAAAGCUGCGCCUUUGCGGUGAAUCAUCUAACAGUCGUUGUAGCAGCGUACUAACUGCUAGCUCACUAACUGGGCUAUAACCAACAGCCGGCUAACAGUGCUAGCCUGAGUGAUAUAAAGUUCAAAGUGCCACAGAGCAAGUGGAACUACAUGACAAUUACUAAGGGAACUACUACCAUCCACAGCAGAAGCAAUCACAGCAAUCGCAAAACAAGCAACAAAAUGACAAACUGCCAAAGUUCAGUGUUCAUAGUCGUAGGCACCCUGCUUUCCAUUCUGGCAGCGGCACAAGCGGCACCUGUCUCCACCACCACACAGGCCGAGAUCUACCUGUCCCAGUUCGGCUAUCUGCCCGCCUCAGCCCGCAAUCCGGCCAGCAGUGGGCUGCAUGACCAACAGACCUGGGUGAGCGCCAUCGAGGAGUUCCAGAGCUUUGCGGGUCUGAACAUCACUGGCGAACUGGACGCCGAGACCAUGAAGCUGAUGUCCCUGCCCCGCUGCGGUGUGAGGGAUCGCGUGGGCGCCGGCGAGGGUCGGUCCAAGAGGUAUGCCCUCCAGGGCAGUCGGUGGCGGGUGAAGAACCUCACGUACAAGAUCUCCAAGUACCCGAAGCGGCUAAAGCGCGUCGAUGUGGAUGCUGAGAUUGGACGCGCCUUUGCCGUGUGGUCCGAGGACACCGAUCUGACCUUCACCAGGAAGACCUCUGGACCCGUGCACAUUGAGAUCAAGUUCGUAGAGAGUGAGCAUGGUGAUGGCGAUGCUUUUGAUGGCCAAGGUGGCACCCUUGCCCACGCCUUCUUCCCGGUCUUUGGCGGAGACGCUCACUUUGAUGACGCUGAGCUGUGGACCAUUGGCUCGCCCCGAGGCACUAAUCUCUUCCAGGUGGCCGCCCACGAAUUUGGUCACUCUCUUGGACUUUCGCACUCCGAUCAGAGUUCGGCAUUGAUGGCUCCCUUCUAUCGCGGCUUUGAGCCUGUCUUCAAGUUGGACGAGGACGACAAGGCGGCCAUUCAGUCACUGUAUGGCAGGAAGACGAACCAGCUGAGGCCCACCAACUUGUACCCACCCACCACACAGAGGCCAUCGUUCUCGCCCCAGGUGCCCCUGGAUGACUCCAUCUGCAAGGACUCCAAGGUGGACACGCUCUUUAACUCGGCGCAGGGCGAGACGUACGCCUUCAAGGGCGACAAGUUCUACAAGCUGACCACGGAUUCGGUGGAGGAAGGCUACCCGCAGCUCAUCUCCAAGGGCUGGCCAGGAUUGCCCAGCAAUAUCGAUGCGGCGUUUACGUACAAGAACGGCAAGACAUACUUCUUCAAGGGUACCCAAUACUGGCGCUACCAGGGCCGCCAGAUGGAUGGUGUCUAUCCGAAGGAGAUCAGCGAGGGAUUCACUGGCAUUCCCGAUCAUCUGGAUGCGGCUAUGGUUUGGGGGGGCAAUGGCAAGAUCUACUUCUUCAAGGGCAGCAAGUUCUGGCGCUUCGACCCGGCCAAGAGGCCGCCCGUUAAGGCCAGCUAUCCGAAACCCAUCUCCAACUGGGAGGGAGUGCCCAACAACCUGGAUGCUGCGCUCAAGUAUACCAAUGGGUACACGUACUUCUUCAAGGGUGACAAGUACUAUCGGUUCCACGAUGCCCGAUUUGCGGUGGAUACGGCCACGCCCCUCCCCAGACCCACCGCCCACUGGUGGUUCGGCUGCAAGAACACGCCCUCGUCCACAGGUAAUAUCGUCGAGGGUUCGGACUCUGAGUUCGAACAGCACUCCCUGAUCCCGCACGCCGAGGAUGGUAAUGGUGACUUUGACGCAGCCGUUGGCGAUCACCAAUCCAAUGACGAACCCUUCGAGCCGGAAACGGCCGAGCGAACCGGAAAUGGAGCCAUAUCGCUUAAGCAACUGACGAGCACGUCCGCCGUUAACACUGUGAUCACCACCAUCCUGAUGUGCCUCGUGUCCAAGUUCAUCGUUAGCUAAAAGAGCCACACAGAUCCUAGUGACCCGUAGGCAGUGCAUUUUGUCAACCGUAGGAACAAAGAAAUAAAUUAUAACAACUCGAGUAAAGUUUCAAAAAUUUUACCGCAUGUUGGGCACCGAGAAAUCGCUUGAAA
Drosophila serrata is the source of this 2144-nucleotide messenger RNA. RefSeq names its product Matrix metalloproteinase 1 (gene Mmp1). Gene Ontology annotation, molecular function: zinc ion binding; metalloendopeptidase activity. Gene Ontology annotation, cellular component: extracellular matrix. Lineage: Eukaryota; Metazoa; Arthropoda; Insecta; Diptera; Drosophilidae. The record is from RefSeq and is a predicted model, not a curated record. Gene Ontology annotation, biological process: collagen catabolic process; proteolysis; extracellular matrix organization.